AUGUUCACCGUACAGACCGUCUCAGCGAUCUACAACAGCGCAGCGGUUUGGGGUAUCGAAACUUCGUGUAUGACAGUUAUCCUUCACGUGUCGGGUCAAUUUAAGUUAAUUAAAACGUGGAUUAAUAAUAUCGGAGUGAAGAUCAAGAAUGAACCGAAGGAUCACUAUUAUAAGUGUCCGCCGGAUAUUGAAGAUGGCUUGGUCAGAUGCAUUCGUCAUCAUCAGAGAUUGGUCAAUGUGGUGAACGAAUUGAACGAUCUGCUAAUCCCCAUCAUCUUCAUCCAACUCCUCACGAGCGGCAUCAAGAUCUGUUUGAGCGGAUUCGCGGUUAUGAAUAACAACACGAAUGCCGAAUUAAUUAAAGCCGUUCUUUAUUUAUUCGGGAUGACGACACAGCUCCUGCUGUAUUGUUACCCCGGAGCUGGUUCCCUCGUACUGACAAUUGGACAAACUUUCUUCAAAACCGCGUAUCUUCUGACGAAGAAAGAAAGAGCAUGCAGACUCUUAGACGAACUGAGAAGCCUUUGGAACUCGACUGACGAUCCUGUCGAAAAAAAAUCGUAUGAAGUGUUCGCUUACUGGGGUAGAACAUGCACCAUAGCCUUCUUCGUGUCAGGAAUGUCAACCACCUCCAUGUUCAUGAUAUCUGGCGUUGUGGAUUCUCUUAAUCAACAAGACCUGGACAAUAUUAGCAAUCGACACUUGCCAUACGAUGUCUGGCACGAAAUGGAAUACUUGGAAUCACCCGAAUUCGAGUUGAUGUACGCCGGCCAGAUCAUGGCAUCCUUUAUUUGCUGCUUCGGAGUGCUUCGGACUUUGCGGUCUGGAUGUGUGGUGGAGGAUGUCAACACAUUAUUGGCACCCAUUAUUUUCCUUCAACUCCUUACUGGUGGCAUGCAGAUUUGUCUAAGCGGAUUUGCAGUGCUCAGCAAUAACGCGGGAGAUAACCUUAUCAAAUUCAUCGCUUACUUAGCAUCGGUGACGAUACAGAUCGUAAUGUACUGCUGGCCCGGAGAGAUUCUCAUUCAGGAAAGUCAGAAAGUGGGUCACGCUGCGUACUUGAAUGUACCGUGGUACCAACUGCCACUGUUUCAUCGGAGACAACUGUUACUCAUAAUCAUAAAGUCGCAGAAGUAUUGCUGCAUAUCUGCAUUGACGUUUAAGUCGCUGUCUAGUCACACUUUGACGAACAUUUCGUGGCAACUAAUGCACCACUACUGCAAAGUCUGUAAAGAUGUCAGUAACACUGUAAAGUUACCGAUCAGAGUCCUCGCUGUUCUUUCCGUAAAAAAUGAAAUGGAAGAAAUAACUUUGCUACCCUAA
Megachile rotundata (alfalfa leafcutting bee) is the source of this 1323-nucleotide messenger RNA. RefSeq names its product odorant receptor 10-like. Gene Ontology annotation, cellular component: plasma membrane. Lineage: Eukaryota; Metazoa; Arthropoda; Insecta; Hymenoptera; Megachilidae. Gene Ontology annotation, biological process: detection of chemical stimulus involved in sensory perception of smell; sensory perception of smell. Gene Ontology annotation, molecular function: olfactory receptor activity; odorant binding. The record is from RefSeq and is a predicted model, not a curated record.